This is a messenger RNA of Trichobilharzia regenti, 4939 nucleotides long. The record is from the annotation of a GenBank genome assembly. Lineage: Eukaryota; Metazoa; Platyhelminthes; Trematoda; Strigeidida; Schistosomatidae.
GUUCAAGGUCAUUCCGUGGUAGCUAUCCGUUACAUUAUAAGAACCUCUUGAUUAAUUUUGAAACUUUAUGCUUAGAAAGAAGAAACAUCCAUAAGUUUACUCAAUAAUUAUUAUUAUAAUUAACAUAUCUGCGUCGAAAGCGUAGCCAAGCAUUGUUGAAUUCGGUCAAAGUUACAGGCUAGAAUAGGUUGGCGGUGGUUGCAAAAUGUUUGGGAUGGAUUUAGAUGACGGGAAGUCUGCACUAUCUUUCAUAUGCCCGAGAGUACCGUCUCUUGGCACGGUAAACGGAUUUCGGCUUUCCACCAUAAAUUGCAAUCUACUGGCGGACUUCGAAUCAUGUUCUCGUGGUCCUUCGAUUUCACCUCACAGUCAACCCAUGAAAGUUUUUUUGAGAAUAAGACCUUACGCAUGCGCCAAAGACUCAUCUGAAAAAACUAUAUUAUCUUGCCCUGAUUCUUAUACAGUUGUUGCAUAUCCUCCGGAAGCAGAUUUUCGGAAGAACCAAGUCCGUAACUUUCAAAAAAGUGCCAAUAAGUUCACUUUCAACGGCAUAUUUCAUGAAUCUACGACUCAGAAAAAAGUUUUCGAAAAGGUAGCAGCAGAUAAAAUCCGCUCAUUCAUCGAUGGUUUGAAUGGUCUCAUUUUCGCCUAUGGAACUACUAGCUCUGGCAAAACACAUACUCUACAAGGAUCUCGGAGUGAUGCUGGUAUUGUACCACGAUCCUUACAAGCAAUAUUUACUCUUGUGAAGCACAAAAGCGAUCCAUUUCUUAUGCCGAAAGACUUUUCAGAUGUAAUUAGUUUGAGCGAAGAAAAGGUACAGGAGAUUUUAACGGAGAAGUCUAAUCUGCUGAAAUACUCCGAAGGCAUUUUUGAGUCGACUCCACUUACUGGUAGUGAAAAUGAACCAAGCUGUUUAGAUGAAACUUUCACAGACAUGAGGUGUUCAAGUGAUAUCCGUUACAGUUUCUGGAUUAGUUUUGUGGAGAUUUACAAUGAAACGUUUUACGAUCUUCUAGACUCUGUCCAGUGCUCUAAUAUGUUUUCUAGUCAAUCUAAUGGUACUACAGGCCAGAGGACAGCUCAGAACCAACAAAAUUUCCGGAAUAUAUUCAAUGUGAACAAUAACGCAUCACAUACAACAAAUUUUACAAGCCAACCACGAAGAAAACCACUGGAAUUAAGAACGGAUAAAAACGGAAAUAUUUUCGUAAAAGGUAUGAAAUGGUACCCUAUCGGUUCACCUGAAGAGGCUUUACGACUUGUAGCAGUUGGUCGUCAGUGUCAAAAAGUCGCUUCAACUCGUUUAAAUCAAGCCAGCUCAAGAUCGCAUAGUAUUUUAUCAAUAAAGGCUGUAAAAGUAGUAGAUAAAAACAAUCCAAAUUUUGCACGAGUUAGCACACUGAUGUUUUGUGAUUUGGCGGGGAGUGAACGAUCUGUAAAAGCGGCUACAGGUGGUCAAACAAUGCGUAUGCGUGAGGCUGGAAAUAUCAAUUCAAGUCUGUUAACAUUAGGAAGGUGUAUUGAAUGCCUACGAUAUAAUCAACUGCAUCCAGAUAAUCCAAAACUAGUGCCCUAUCGAGAUUCAAAACUUACACGUCUGUUUCAAGGCUUUUUCACUGGUCAGGGUAGAGCAUGCAUGAUAGUGAAUGCAUCACCGAAUCCAGAAUUAUACGAUGAAACUUUGCAUGCUCUACGCUUUGCUGCUAUAGCUAGACAAGUGAUCGUUGAAGCAAAUCCUAUAGCAGAAACUGUUGUUUUGCAUACAAAUAAUAAAAGUGAAGUGAAGCCAAACCUUCAUCAAGAAGUUAAACACAAAAUACUAUUGAAUAAUCAGACGACUGCAAUCAAAUCUAAGGAGUCGGAUACUAUUUUGGAAGCUCAGUCAACACGUUGGUCCGAAGAUGAUAUUGAAAAGACAGCUUUUUCACGAGGAGAAGAAGAGAAAGAAAGAGGAGCAGGAAUAAGCGAUGAGAUGAAUUCAACAGUUGAAUUUCACCAAGUAUCUUCUACAGAAGCAGUCACACCGUCCAACAGUGAUGGUACAGAAUUAAUGUUGGAACAAUUUAGCAAAAAGGAACUUAUUGCAUUGGUGAAAGAUUUAUCCGAAAAAUUCUUUGAAUCAAAAGGUGAAUUAAUUGAACAAGAGGCACGUUUAAGAGCUGAAAUGUGUGAUAAUCUAAAUCAACAAAUCAUUGAUUUUGAAAAUAAGUUUGAGGAACUAUUAAAAUCUCGAGAAAAUUAUCUCUAUGAAGAGUCGAAUACACGUAUGCGUAAUAUUAUUAACUCAGUGAAUCAACUUCAGGCAGCGUACCAAAGUAAUCAUCCUAAACGUUUAUGCCCCGACGAUUCAGAAGUCAGUAGUGAUGAGGAUAUAUCGGAUACAGAAAAUGAUGGUAAAGAUUAUUCCAGUGUUAAUGAAAACCGUCGUCAGGAAGUUCGAGACUGUUGUUCAGCACAAACAUUGAAAAUAACUCAACUAACUAAAACACUAAAAGAUUCAGAAGAUCGUGUAGCAGAGCUAGAAAGUGAUUUGGCUGAACAAAAAGACGUUAUUGAAAAUCUUAUGCGUGAAGUAGAUCGUUUACGUGUAGAGAGUCGGCGGUUAGAGUUUACAAUUGUUCAGCAACAGCAGACAAAUACUUUCAAUAAUACUUCAUCUAAAGUAGCUGAUUUAGACGAUUCCUGCAUCACUAUCAAUUUGGCAAAAUUGACGUUGCCAUCAUCAACAUUUGUGACUAAAACGGAUCAUUCGAUGGAUAAAUUUGAGUCAUUUUCAUUUCAUAAAAGUUCUACACCACAGAAAAACGCUACAAAGAAAGCUACAACACCUCAAGUCGAUGAUGAGGACGACGAGGAGGAGGAGGCUCCUUUAACUGUCGUCAAAGGUAAUUAUAGACUGUUGACGAAGGAGACCACCAUCACCACCACCACCAAUGACAAACCCUGUCUUACAAUUCAUUCACCAAUUCUGCAUGAAAAAGCUCUUCAAAGUAUCCAUGAAGAUGAAGUGAAGAUUAUUCAUCCGAAAAAUAAAUACAUCAUCAGUGAUGCCCGAGAAAGUAGAAUUAGUGAAGGUUUACAAUCAUUUUUGGAGCAUGAAGCAAGUAUUCAAAAUCAAGAAGCACUUGAACGAUUACGACGUCAAAUUUAUGAAAUUGAAGAGAAAUUCGCCAAUAAACAUGAUGCUUUGGUAAAGAGUGAAACAGCUUUCAAUGAAUUGAAAACUCGGUAUGAUGAUCUAUCACAGAGAUUUGUCACACAAGCCAAUGAUUUACAACAUUCAACUUCAGAAUUAGCCAAACUGAAACAAUUACAUCAGAAAGAAUUAGAAGCCUACAAUAUUGAUGCACAAAAGCGUAUAGAUGAAUUGAAGGCUGAUUUGAAAACUGCACUGGAUCGUAAUGCUGAAUAUUUAUCACAUAUCCCAGAGAUUAAUAUUGCCUUACAGACAACAUUCAAUAGCGAACCAAGUAUUCUGUCCGAUUCAAUAUCUAUUCAAACGUCAGUGUAUCAAAUGAAUGAUUUAUCAAUUCAGGUUUGUCCAGUCAAUCUAGAUGUGUCUAUUCAAACAGACCAGCUCAAAUCUAUAGAAAAUUUAAAACCUAAAUUGGAUUGUAGUAAGCCUACGGCUGCUGCCGCAGCUCGCAACAACAGCAACAACCACAACAACCGAUGUAAUGAAGAGUUGAAUGAUGAAAGUGAUAGUAUGUGUAUAACAACAUCAGAACAUCAUCAGCAGCAGCAGCCAGUUGUGAAACGCAAUCUGAGAAAUAAUAAUAAUAACAGUACUACAACUUCACGUUUACAGCUUAAAAUAAAUCGUGGACGAUUGACGCAUAGAUUUGGACCACCGCCUAAAGUCCCUGAAGCCCCAUCGCCAAUUGUUUCUUUAUGCCUAUCAGAUAGUGAAUUAGAGAUAAGCGGCGGUAAUUCACGUGGUGGUGGUCGUGGUGGUAAUCAACAAAUGGAUAAAGAAAAUUUGAAUACAACUUGUGAAACAGACAAUAGUGACGACGAUCGUGAUCAUGAAGAUCAUGAUGAUGAUGUUAGCGAUAAUGGUGAUGACGACGAUGAAGUCCAGAGUUGUAAAUCUGAACCUAUAGGCGGUGGCAAUACACGUAGACAACAUACACGUCGUAAUAAUAAUAAUACCAAAAAGUUUGAAAAAGCCUCUACAACAAAAAGAACAACAAGACAACGGAGAAAACAAACACAUUCAUCAAAUACUUCUAGUACUGGUAUUGUACUACAUCGACGUCUUCCACCUUUAGCAGAAUCUACUCAACUACUCCCUGAUUCAAUGUUUCAAGAUGAACUUGAUGAAGCUUUAAUGGAAGCAGAUAUUGAAAUUAAAAAGGUGGAACAACGUAAUCUUAGACAAUUGAAUUUACGGCAAGCACCUAGACGAAGACGUUAAAUAUAUAUUUUGGUGUUUUCUGCCCGCUUCUCUUCUCUUCUUUUCUGUCUUUUGUUUUCAUACCUAUAUAUAUAAUAUAUUAUUUUUGUUCAUAAUUCCUAUUCAUAUUGUACAUAAAUUGUGCCCCCUUUUUUUUAGUUUUUAAAAAAAAAGGAUCAUCCUUUGACAUUUUGUUCCUUGAUUAGUUUAUUGGUUAAUUUUUUUUUUCAUUCAAGGGAAAGUAUUUCAUAAUCCUUCCACCUAUUCAUCCAUCCAUCCCUCCAUCCAUCCACCCACCCACCCCCAUCGUCAUCAGCGGUGGUUGAUGUCUAUAGACGAAAAGAUUCAGUUAUUAUUAUUAUUAUUACUGUUUUUUCUUUUGGUAUUUCUUUUACUAUUGUUCUUCUUCUUUCUCAGUGUCUUCGGUGCAGUUACUUUGUUUUAUCUCUGGAUGCACUCUACGCAUACGAUUGUUUUAUUAUCCAUCGCGCUCUCUCCCUCGCUCUCUCUACCUACAUAUAAUAAUUCAUUUCUUCAUAA